AGAGCGCAUAUGCCGUCACGUCUUCGUUUAGUUGCUUUCAGACCUCGUCCGUUAUUGGUGACAUCUAUCAUAAUGCAAAGUGUAUUCAUAUUUUUUAUUUGUUUACCUGUGGUCAUAGUGAAUUCCCUUUUCUGCUUUUGGAACAGUGGAUGUCCAUACAGACAUUUUUCUACGAAAACCCCAUACAAUCUGGUAAGGGGUGACAUUAGAGACUCUGUUAUCAAGGUCAAAGGUUGUACAGCAGUUAGUAUAUGGUCACUCUAUAGACAUGGCAAAAGGUAUCCCAACAAGCAUUCUGCUCAUUUGAUGGAGAACGCUGUAGCAAUACGCAAUCAUAUUGCUGAUAGCUUUGAAAACGGAAAAUGUUCACUUUGUGCCCAAGACGUCGACAAUGUGAUAAAUUGGAAAGUUGACCACAGAUUGUUUAAGGGUAUUACAGAACUCACUGAUGAGGGAUAUAGAGAAAUGUAUUCUAUAGCUAACAGAUUAAAAGCUACUUUUCCUGAUCUCCUAACAAAUCUCAAAGAAAAUGAAUUUACUUUUCGACCAACUGCGGAUGACAGGAUGGAAGAAAGUGCUCAAGCGUUCGUUGACGGUAUUGGCGAGAGAUUGUCUAUUGAGCAAUUAAAAGUUAAUGACUCCAUUACACCUUAUACGUCGUGUGGUAAAUAUGGAAGCGAAGUAAAGGACAAUCCAAAGACAUUUGAAGAAUCGUCCAAAUAUCAAAAAAGUUCGGAAUAUCUUGCGAUGAAAGAUCGAAUCCAACGACGCGCUGGUCUUGACAUAAAACUGACAGACGAUAACGUUACGGCACUUUACGAUUUGUGUCGUUACACAUGGUCAGGAAUCGACAGCAUUGCGAGCCCUUGGUGUGCUGUGUUCACAUCCGAAGAUCUUCAAGUAUUGGAAUACGUUGAGGACCUGAAUCAAUACUACAAAAGCGGGUAUGGUUCACCGAUGAACGAGCUGUUGGGUCAUAUAAUUCUGGCUGACCUACUAAAAUCUUUUCAGCAAGUAAAGAAUGGAAAUGGCAAAAGAAUCACUGCUUACUUUAGCGAGUCGACGACUAUUGAUAUGACUUUAUCAGCCUUAGGGCUUUUUAAGGACAAAGAUGUUUUACGCGGCUCUCAAAGGAAUCGAGACAGAAAAUGGAGAAGCUUUAAGCAGUCAUCGUUUUCGGCCAACAUAAUGGCUGUAUUGAGCAGAUGCUAUCUUAAUGGGAAUGAAGAUUACACCGUUGUGUUUUAUUUAAACGAAGAGCCAAUAAAAUCAAUAUGCUUAGAAGGAAUUUGUCCGUGGAAGGAAUUCGAAGAUAAAUUUAAGCCAUUUCUUGAUACAAACAUAGAUUUUUGUGAAUUUAACGCAAUACGAUAACUUUAAAAAAAGUAGAUAAUAACGUUACAGUAAAUAAUUUUAGUAAGUAAUUAUUUAAAUAAUAUUAUUCUUGCAAAAGCGACCUCCUGAGAAUUUAAGAUUCAUGCAUGAUGUAGUAACAUCUAAUAAUUUAAUUCAUAACUACUAAUUUUGAUAUUUUAUGGUUAUUGCUAAUUUCUCUAUAAUGGGCUACUGUUGUUAGAAAUAAAUGGAUUUCAAU
Molecule: messenger RNA, 1594 nt
Organism: Chilo suppressalis (striped riceborer)
Lineage: Eukaryota; Metazoa; Arthropoda; Insecta; Lepidoptera; Crambidae
Source: the annotation of a GenBank genome assembly